GUUGUGUCUGUUUUGAGGCAGAAAAAAAAGAAAAAAAGGAAAAAAAAAAAAAACUUCGGACGGUUGCUUGUUAGCGUUUGGUUUCAAUAAACCGAUAACUAUUACAAGAAAAAAAUUAAUACUUAAUAACGAUAAUAAUUCUAAAAAGCAUGUUAGAGUUCAUGUUAGAAGAGUGGGAGAUGUAGCCGGUCGGUUUAUUCCGUUUACGUUAAGCCGCUCGGGGGGGAACCGCAGCCAGGCUGGGACAGUAGCGGAGGGAUUAGCUUCUAGAAGCGGCUAGCCUGCUCGCUAGCUAUGUCGAGGCGCGCUCGGGUCGACUGGUAGCUGGCUGCUCCGUCCUUGUUCAGCGUGAACGCUGGCUGCUCUGCGCGGUUUCUUUAAUCGCAAUACCUGCACGACGGUUAUUGCGUUACGGCUGCCUGGAUAUUUUGUUACCGAGCUGGAGGUUGGAUUUGAAAGCGUGCUAGUCCUGUGAAAAGGGGAAAACUAGCAGGCAUUUUACAGCGGCGCUAGCUUACACCGCCCUGAACACGCUCCUGGUAUCCAGCCAGCACGAUUGGAAAGCUGACGGGUUGAGUGCUAUGUCUUCAGCAGCCACCACACCCCCAUCCGUAGACAAGGUGGACGGCUUCUCCAGGAAGUCAGUCCGGAAAGCUAAGCAGAAGCGAUCCCAGAGUUCGUCUCAGUUCAAGUCUCAGGACAAACCCAUCGAACUAGUGCAGCUGCCGCUACUGAAAGAUGUGUCUGCCCAAGAGCAGCCAGAGUUGUUUCUAAAGAAGCUGCAGCAGUGUUGCACUCUGUUUGACUUCAUAGACACACUGUCUGACCUCAAGAUGAAGGAGUACAAGCGCUCUACCUUGAACGAGCUGGUGGAUUAUGUCACACUAAGCCGUGGUUACCUCACAGAACAGACCUAUCCAGAGGUUGUCAAAAUGGUGUCCUGUAACAUAUUCCGGACACUUCCUCCUAGUGACAGUAAUGAGUUUGACCCAGAGGAGGAUGAACCUACGCUGGAAGCCUCAUGGCCCCACUUGCAGCUUGUCUACGAGUUCUUCAUUCGCUUUUUGGAGAGUCAGGAAUUUCAGCCUAGCAUUGCCAAAAAAUACAUUGACCAGAAAUUUGUACUACAGCUUUUGGAGCUGUUUGACAGUGAGGACCCUCGUGAGAGGGACUGCCUGAAGACUGUCCUGCACAGAAUUUAUGGCAAGUUCCUCGGUCUUAGGGCUUUCAUCCGCAAACAGAUCAACAACAUUUUUCUAGGGUUUGUGUAUGAAACCGAGCACUUCAAUGGAGUGGCUGAGCUGUUGGAGAUCUUGGGAAGUAUCAUCAAUGGUUUUGCACUUCCUCUGAAAGCUGAACAUAAGCAGUUCCUAGUAAAAGUUUUAUUGCCUCUACACUCAGCGAAAAGUCUGUCCCUCUUCCAUGCACAGCUGGCCUACUGUAUUGUGCAAUUCCUAGAGAAAGAUCCCACGCUAACAGAACCUGUGAUAAGGGGCUUGUUAAAGUUUUGGCCAAAAACCUGCAGUCAGAAAGAGGUUAUGUUCCUUGGUGAGUUGGAGGAGAUCCUAGAUGUGAUUGAGCCCACACAGUUUGUCAAGGUCCAGGAGCCUCUGUUCAAGCAGAUCUCCAGAUGUGUAUCCAGUCCUCACUUUCAGGUGGCGGAGCGAGCCCUGUAUUACUGGAACAAUGAAUAUAUCAUGAGUCUGAUAGAGGAGAACUCCAGUGUUAUCCUGCCCAUCAUGUUUGCCAGUCUUUACAGGAUCUCCAAAGAGCACUGGAACCCAGCGAUAUCUGCUUUAAUCUACAACGUGCUGAAAGCAUUCAUGGAGAUGAACAGCGCGCUGUUCGAUGAACUUGCUGCAACUUACAAAUCAGAACGCCAGCGGGAAAAGAAAAAGGAUAAGGACCGGGAGGACUUGUGGCGGAAGCUGGAAGAGCUGGAACUGAGACGAGGAAUUCAGAACAGCGACGGCAUCAUUCCCACCUAAACCAUUGGACGUCGCUCCAUACUUCCAUCAAGCUAAAACCAACGUUCUGCCACAGGGACGCCACAUCUCCAUGUUUCUUGUGCUGCGUACUUUACUGUACACUCCUGCAUUUGUUUGUUUUUCCCCCACCAGCACUGUAAAAAAAAAAAAAAAAAAACCCUUCUCUACUCUGUUUCCUUUGACAAUUUUAUGUAAAAUUCGAAAAGGACAAGGUGUGCUCACACUGGGGGAGAAUAUACACUUCUUGCCAUUACAAAACAAAAAAAAACAUUCACUGUUAAGGGAUGCAUUUUGAAAAGCCUUCACCUGAGAACAUGAGUCUAUAUUCUUUUAUAUAUAUUUCUGUAUAGUGUGUGGUCCCAAAGACUCUCCAUAAUGGAGUCCUGUUAUUUCAUGCACUCUUGAGGCCUUCAUUCAGUCUUGAAUUUAUUUGUCCCAUGUCCUUUUUUGGGGGGGAAAUGUUUGACUAGAAACUUAACACCCAGUACAUAAAUGUCACUGCAAAAUGGAUCAACACGAUCAACAUUUAUUCCAUUCAUGUUGUAUAGACAGAUGUUGGUCCAGUUCUGGUACCAUCCGUGAGUGAGCCACAGCGAGCUCUUAUCUCACUCAAGUGUUUCGCUGUGAAUUGCUUAUGAAGAAUUCAAGAUAGGCCUUUAAAAGAAAAAUAAAUUGACCCCAUCGAAGACGUUAUUCCUCGAAAAGCAGUGUUCAAAACUUCAUUCAGUGUACUGGAAAAGUUGAUUUGUUUUAACAUUGGCAACUCGGACGUCUCCUGCUCAUGUCUUUGGACUUUAACGUGGAAGCUCGUAAACCCGUUUGGAUUAAGCUAGAAUAUUUUUUAAGGAGUGUUUGGAAUGAAAGCCUGCAUAUGUGGCAUAUUUCUGAAUGCUGAACCAGUCUUAUUCCUCAAUGCCACCCACUAUAGUGGCUUAAGACUCAAGCACUUGGAGUUAGAGGUUUGAUGUGCUAACAGGAUUCAAAAUCCUUGUUUUUAUUUUAUUCUGUUUUAUUUCAAAUUAAAAUCAUGGGUGUGGAUUUUA
Molecule: messenger RNA, 3031 nt
Organism: Silurus meridionalis
Lineage: Eukaryota; Metazoa; Chordata; Actinopteri; Siluriformes; Siluridae
Gene: ppp2r5ea
Product: protein phosphatase 2, regulatory subunit B', epsilon isoform a
Exons: 14
Coding region: 582-1988 (468 amino acids)
Biological process (GO): signal transduction; protein dephosphorylation
Cellular component (GO): nucleus; protein phosphatase type 2A complex; cytosol
Molecular function (GO): protein phosphatase activator activity
Source: RefSeq, a predicted model, not a curated record